Molecule: messenger RNA, 474 nt
Organism: Oppia nitens
Lineage: Eukaryota; Metazoa; Arthropoda; Arachnida; Sarcoptiformes; Oppiidae
Product: serine beta-lactamase-like protein LACTB, mitochondrial
Exons: 3
Coding region: 1-474 (157 amino acids)
Source: RefSeq, a predicted model, not a curated record
AUGAUUAGAUUGUUUAACAACGAACCAUUACUUUUUAAACCGGGAACCGAAUGGCAAUACUCUAAUUAUGGUAUUCAAGUGGUCGGUGCUAUCAUAGAGUCGAUAUUAAACAGUAAUUUUGUUGACGAAAUGCCUAAAUUGUUUGCUAAAAUUGGUAUGAAUUCAACUGUUAUGGAAAAACAUGAAAAUCUAGUCAAACAUAGACCCAGAUAUUACUCGGCAUCACCUGAUAAGCCAACUGUACUGCAAAAUAGCGAUCUGAUAGACGAUAUGUUUAACUACGAGGGCUGGUGGCCGGCCGGUGGUAUACUAUCAACUGUUACCGAUAUGUUAAGGUUUGGCAACUCAAUGAUUGAUGCCUAUCACGGAACUGAUGAAUUAAUAGUUAGUGAAUCGACAAUCAAAGAGUUAUGGAAACCCGAAACUGUUGGCAAAAUUAAACCGGAAUUACGUGGAGAUUAUGCAAAACAAUGA